AUGGCAGCCGCCAAGUCUUCCAUUGCAACGGAAUUAUCAUCAUCAGCAUUGCCUGGAAAUGGAGAAAAGAAGAAAGAUCCCGCGCCACUCUAUAUUACCAUUGGACCUCAGUGUUGUGGGAAGACGACUGUGUUGAAAGAUAUUGAUGGGCUGCAGGAUGUUUGUCUUGACGAUCAAUUGGAUGUCUACGUGUCCAUUGCCACACAACAAUGGUUGACUUUGAUAACGACGAAAGCAAGUCCAAAUAGCAACAGCAACAGCAACAACAACAACAACGAUGUCCACAACAAAGAAGAAGAAUCAUCGACAAUACCACAAGAGUUGCAACGGCAAGUACAAGGAAAGACACUUGCUCAACGAAUACAGAAUGAUAAUCCCGAGUUGAAUCUCAUUUUGAAACGCUGGAACGGUGACCUAUCUACAACCGAGUUUGCAGAUGCCCUUUCCCAGCAUUACUCCAACAAUGUCCAUUCUAGAAACAAUCAAAGAAGAAAUGAUGGCGAGACUUCACCUGAUGUAGCAGCAGUGCUCAUUUCAGUGGUGGAAGGCUUCUUGUCCAAAGACGACCCUCAACUUCCAACUAAUACAGACGUCUUUUGCUUGGAGUCCCUCUUCAAACCUCAUACCAAGACCAACCAAUCGGCCAUUCAAGUGGCUCAUUAUCUAGUAAAGGCAGCAUCACCAGAGAUUCCAUUGGCGUGGGGAAAUACCAACUCCAAGGCCAAGGACUUCCAACAAGUCUUGGAUAUUGCUUGUUUGACCAACCGACCUGUUCAUUUUGUGCUGUGUCAUCCUACUUGGAAACUGGAAGAGGAUGACAAGCAGCAGCACAACAUACCAUGGGUAGAAUUCUCCACCUUGUUAUCUAGAAACUUGAAACGACUGCAGGCUACCGGCCGAUACAUUCCAGCCAAUUCGAUUUUUGAUUGCUGCCAGCGCAUUCAAGAUCAGUUGAUUCCAUCAGAUUGCAAAUCUUCGUGGGACGUCGAACAAGCCUUGGUAUAUCAGUCGACGCAGCCAGUCCGGCGUCACGAGAAACCACUGCCCUUUCGAUACCGAUUGACUCGAGACCGUCUGAUACAAAAGGAAUAUCCCGAGCGCCGACCCCCUCAACAUCGUCGUCAAGACCAGCGACGGGAGUAUUCGACUAACGAAGAACGACAAUAUUCAAAGGGACGACCGCCACGACCACAGCAACAGCGGCCACAGUACAAUGGUCGCCCACAACAAAAUCGUGGCCCACCGCAAGAUGUUCGACGUUUCGACAAUCGGCGAGGAUACCGUGACGAGGAUCGGUCUAGAAGGGCAGGACGAGGAGGUUACAAUGAUGAUCGUUAUGCUAGAGAUGGUCGUGGUAGGGGCAAAGAUGAUCAAAGUCGGCCACAGGACCGAGGACAGUCACCAAGAGGGAAGCGCGGCUAUCAGGAUCAGCGAGACGGGAACUCGUAUCCUUCUGAAGAUAAUGGUAGUAAUAAAAGGUAUAGAAGAUGA
Molecule: messenger RNA, 1491 nt
Organism: Cylindrotheca closterium
Lineage: Eukaryota; Bacillariophyta; Bacillariophyceae; Bacillariales; Bacillariaceae
Source: the annotation of a GenBank genome assembly